Messenger RNA from Oxyura jamaicensis (ruddy duck), 12363 nucleotides. RefSeq names its product autophagy related 7 (gene ATG7). The record is from RefSeq and is a predicted model, not a curated record. The transcript is spliced from 20 exons. Gene Ontology annotation, molecular function: Atg8 activating enzyme activity; Atg12 activating enzyme activity. Gene Ontology annotation, cellular component: cytoplasm; phagophore assembly site. The coding region runs from base 393 to 2597 and encodes 734 amino acids. Gene Ontology annotation, biological process: piecemeal microautophagy of the nucleus; autophagy of mitochondrion; C-terminal protein lipidation. Lineage: Eukaryota; Metazoa; Chordata; Aves; Anseriformes; Anatidae.
GCGGUUGAUUUCCUUUCUGCACUUAGAAAGCAGCAGUUACUAGCUUUGUAAAAGGAUGUAUUGCAUCUUCUUUUUAAUAUCUAGCAAGUCCUUGUUCUGCAACACUUUUGCUUAAAUUACCUAGGUAGUCUAAAGCAAUGGAACUCAUAACAGGCAGACCUUCCCUCCCCCAGGUGUGCAUCUGAAUACUUUGUGCUGUUCCUCCACAUGUCAAGGGCUGUCUCUGAAACUUGCAUCUAAAUAUAUGUAGGUGUAGGCAUCAAGGGGAAUACUGACAGUAAAAGGAGCUUCUCAAGCAGAGAACAUCAGCAUUUUUAUUUGAUGGGUUGUUGGGGGGGACAGCUGAAACACCUCAUAGCAAAGGGAAUGCUGGUGCUAAUUGAACUACAACCAUGGCAACUGCCAGUAAUGAGGCACACCAUCCUGUAGAUCCUGGAAUUUUGAAGCUGCAGUUUGCCCCCUUCAGUAGUGCCUUGGAUGCAGGAUUCUGGCAUGAACUAACCCAGAGGAAACUCAAUGAGUACCGACUGGAUGAGACUCCAAAAGUUAUCAAAGGAUAUUACUACAAUGGUGAUCCUUUGGGCUUGCCAGCUCGCCUGACAUUGGAAUUCAGUGCCUUUGAUAUGAAUGCUUCAAUACCAGCACGUUGCUGUCCUGCUUUCGGAACGUUGUAUAAUACCAACACUUUUGAGACUUUCAAGUCUUGCGAUAAGAAAUCACUUCUGGAGAAAGAAGCAAAUGAGAUAUGGGAAUCGAUAAAAUCUGGAGCUGCGCUUGAAAACCCUAUGCUCUUGAACAGGUUCCUGCUGUUGACGUUUGCAGAUUUAAAAAAGUAUCACUUCUAUUACUGGUUUUGCUACCCUGCUCUCUGCUUCCCUGAUGGAAUACAUAUAAUUCAGAAACCAGUGUGUCUUGGUGACAGGUUCUCUUUAAAUCAGAUUCAAGCACUUCAGAAAGCAUAUGAUGACCUUUGCCAGACAGAAGGGGUUACAGCCUUGCCUUAUUUUUUAAUCAAGUAUCAUGACAAUUCUGUGGUGAUAUCUCUGCUCAAAAAAUGGGAUAGUUUCUUUCAAGACCAAGGAGGAAAGGUGACAGUUGGAGUUUAUGAUCCAUGUAAUUUAUCCCACUAUCCAGGAUGGCCACUGAGAAAUUUCCUGAUCCUGGCAGCUCAUAAAUGGGGCAGUGUCCUUCAGACAGUCGAAGUGCUCUGCUUCAGAGACAGAACUAUGCAAGGGGUGAGAGACAUAACACACAGCAUCAUCUUUGAAAUAAAGCUUCCACAGAGAACCUUUGGCCAAGAUUGCCCAAAAGCUGUUGGAUGGGAGAAAAACCAAAAGGGAGGCAUGGGUCCAAGGAUGGUCAAUCUUAGUGAGUGUAUGGAUCCAAAAAGGUUAGCAGAAUCAUCAGUGGAUCUUAAUUUGAAAUUGAUGUGCUGGCGGCUGGUCCCUACACUUGAUUUGGAAAAAAUUGUGUCUGCCAAGUGUCUGUUGCUAGGAGCUGGUACUCUAGGUUGUAGUGUUGCAAGGACUUUGAUGGGUUGGGGAGUGAGGAAGAUUACAUUUGUUGACAAUGCGAGGAUCUCCUACUCCAACCCCGUGCGGCAACCACUGUAUGAAUUUGAGGACUGUCUUAGUGGUGGGAAGCCUAAGGCACUUGCAGCAGCAGACAGGCUACAGAAGAUCUUCCCAGGAGUGAAUUCAGAAGGCUAUAACAUGAGCAUCCCCAUGCCUGGCCACCCAGUGAAUUUUUCUGAAGUAACGAUGGCACAAGCUCGGAAGGAUGUGGCUACACUUGAAGAGCUUAUUGAUGCUCAUGAUGUUGUUUUCCUACUUAUGGACACUAGAGAGAGUCGGUGGCUCCCAGCUGUUAUUGCAGCCAGCAAGAGGAAGUUGGUCAUCAAUGCAGCAUUGGGAUUUGACACGUUUGUUGUUAUGAGACAUGGACUAAAGAAACCAAAACAGCAAGAAUCUGGUGAUUCGUGUUUCAGCAAUGCCUCCGGUUCUUCUGACCUGUUGGGAUCAUCACUCUUUUCAAACAUCCCUGGCUACAAAUUGGGUUGCUAUUUCUGCAAUGACGUUGUGGCACCAGGGGAUUCCACCAGGGAUCGGACAUUGGAUCAGCAGUGCACAGUCAGUCGACCUGGAUUAGCAAUGAUAGCUGGAGCUCUUGCAGUGGAAUUAAUGGUUUCUGUUUUACAGCAUCCAGAAGGUGGUUAUGCUGUGGCCAGCAGUAGUGAUGAUAGAAUGAAUGAACCACCUACUUCUCUUGGACUUGUUCCUCAUCAGAUCCGUGGGUUUUUAUCAAGAUUUGAUAACGUUCUGCCGGUCAGCCUGGCAUUUGAUAAGUGCACAGCCUGUUCCCCCAAAGUCCUUGACCAGUACGAACGAGAAGGGUUUAAUUUCCUAGCUAAAGUUUUUAAUUCCUCACAUACCUUCUUAGAAGACUUGACGGGUCUAACUUUAUUACAUCAGGAGACACAGGCUGCCGAGGUGAAAUGCUUAAUACAUGCCAGAGUGUUUGCAAGUGAUGUAUCAACUCCUGGUAAUGGUAUCCUAUUUGUGAGUUGUUGGGGGAUUUUUGAUCUGGGACAUGAGUGAUGAUGAAACAGUCUGAAAAUCAGCUGAAUAAGGUGGAAGAUGACCUACUUUGGACUGCAGUGCUGCCUUUUAUCUGUUAUUUGACAAGUUAAUGAUUGCUUACCUAUUCUGACUGCUACAAAAAUGAGCGACUAUAAACCACAUAGUGACAUGAAUAUCUUCACCGUAAAAACAGUCUGUUAUGGAUAUAACUCUCCCUAUUUUCAUUUUUAUUAUGUAAAUAACCAAAGCAAUGUGGUUAUGUUUAAAUCUCUUCUUCUUUUUUUUUUGGUUUAUGUAUAAAAUAUGCUGCUCAAGUAAAGUUUGGUGUUUUAUUUGUUCCAGUUUUUCUUUUCUUUGUUAACAGACAUGUCUAAGCAGCAUGUCUAAAUGUCCUUUUUUCAUCUUUACAUUUAUACCCCUUUAGCUAGAACUAGUUAGAACUUAUUAUCGAGAUUGAGAAUAUUCUGCUGCUGGGAAUUAAACUGCACCUUUAAAUAAAGGAGAACAGUAGUAGGUAAGAACCUGUACGUACAGCCUAUGCCACAUUGCUUGCUAUUUGAAACUACGUAUUCAUUAUUUCCCUUUUCUUUGUUUUAGUAUGAUUGCUCUUGCUUGUGUCAAUGGAGAUGUUAUCCUCUGUAAAGAUCUCAUAAUUUCAUGCUAUGGAAAAAAACGUGGUUUGACUUGUAUUUACAAAGGAAAGACCAAAAUGUGUCUGUCCAAAUGUGUCUGACCAAAAUGUGUCAAGAUUAGUCUCCUCUGAAGCUUAGAGAAUGCUCUAUUAUGUAGUAAAACUUGCUUUAAAGGUGAUUCACUGAUUCAGUAAAAACUUGCAGAGAAAUUCUUAACUGAAAUAAGACAUUGGUUCUCUAACUGUGCCAUUCUUGAGUGCUGUCAUAUGCUAUUUUACAGGUGUUAACAGACACAAUUCUGAUUUUCAUUUUGGCUGGAUUAUAAGUAUUUCAAUUUCUGUGGCAUCAGGAACAGCUUCACAAGUAUGGCUGAUCACAAACAGGAGUAUGAGAUCUUUGAUGGAUUCUCAAGAAUUUGUUAAAAAAAAAAAGUAAAAUAUCAAAGCACCUUACUACAAAAUUGAAUCUAUUGUUUUUUAUCUUGCAAUGCAUUUUAGAAGUAUAUUUGAAAUCCGUUUUAUGGCUUUAUGUUGUGGAGACUGUGGACUAUCUUGCUCCAAAAAAAAUGCAUAUUGCUUUAUCUGGCAAUCUUUAUUUCCUGUAUAUAUUAUGAAAACUAGUUGGUAAAUCCAAUUAUUUCAGUUUAUUUUAGUUCCUUCCUUAACAUAAGCUCUGAAUAUCUGGUGCAGAUAAUUCACAGCUUCUCUCUUACUCCACAUCAGAGGAAGUUCUGUCAGGUCAAAUUCACCUAAAAGCAAGGAUAUCUGCGACUCCCAUAUUCCAUUCAUAAAAGAAGAUUUAUUGAAACAUGCUGAGGUUUGCAUCCAGUGUCUACAAUACUUAUUUAUUGUUUGCAUUUCUUGUAACUAUUAUAUUAAUAACAUUUAUGUGAUUACUUAAGUAGAUUUAAGGGAAUAUCCUGUUCAGCUGACUUCAUUGUAAUAUGUAUAUGAAUCAAUUUUUUUUUUAAAUAAUAAUAACCAUAGGAUGCUGAUCUUUUGGUGGUUAGUUAAUGAUUAAUAACAUUGAUAAUGUGCCACCUCUGUUUUAAAGCAGUUUGUUAAUAUGCAGAAUUACUUAUGAAGUCAAAUGAGUUGCUGAUCUGCAUUUCUGUAGUUCAACUGGAAUUAUUAGCAUGUAUCAGGGUAGUUUAAAGGGAAUCAUCUCAUUUUUAUCUCUUGGAGUUGCUGAGUGUAGUAUAAGAGUCUUCUGCAGUUUUUGAUUACCUGAAACUUCAAAACGAGACAUCUUUCAGAAAUCUGAUAAGCAUUAAUCAUUAUUUUAAAUAUGUAAAACUUUGAUUAUCCUGUUAAGGUUACAUUGCAUCUUUACACUGAAAUAUCUAUUUAAUUGCAGAAGUAUGCAAGAUCUAAAAGUUCAGAACUCAGGGUUAAUAUGAUGUUUCCUUACCUCUCUAAUUUCAGUAACAUACAAUUCUCUGAGGCUGAGCUGCUUCCUGUACAUAUGCUUCCCAGAUGUCUCUGAUGUUCAGAAACACUUCAGUGUGACUUAGAAUAACUUCCGUUGUCUAACUUUAAUGUUGUUUUCUUUCUCCUUGUGGACCAAAAUUGUUCUUAUUUUGCUUUUAUUCAAUGUCUAGGCAUUUGCUGAGUGAGAAAUCAUGAGAAUACAUUCAAAUUAAAUACCAUUAACAUUUCCAUUACGAUUCAAAUUCAGAUACCAUAAACAGAUAAACAUGUUUAUUUACUGGCUUGUGUGGCAGGAUUUUGGCACAGCCCCUUCGGCUGCAGAUAUUGCUGUUUAGUAGGAGAAGCUAAACUUUGACCUUUCUUCAUGGAGGAGGUAGGAGUUGUUUUUGUUCUGCCAUGACUUCCUAGGCAGUGGUGAAGAGCCCAAAUUCAUCUUUUUGCUGUACAACCCAGCAGCCACCAUGGCUCCCCAGGAGUAAAACAGAUCUGUUGGGAAGAGGGAAUGAACAGCCUCAGAGGAACCUACUCGUCUUUCUAAGUUAUCUAACAGAAAUCAAAUGGCAUUACAUGGCAGUGUGUUUGGGACCAUAUCUUCGAGAAGGCAAAUAUGACACCUAUACCUCACAUCUGGAAAGCCAUUUAUUACUGUUAGGAGACGACAGAUCUUGAUGGAGAGCUGUUGACAUCGUUUUUGUGUUUGAGUACUAUAAAAUCUCAUGGAACAAAUAGCUUCCAUUUUGUUUUAACGCUUUUACUGUCCAGAUUUUUUAUUCUGUGCCAUCUCUUCAAUGUGUUUGCUGGCUGAAGUCUAGGAUUUGUUAUGGAGUAGCACCACAUUCUUAAAAUGAAGAACUUGAAAUUAUCUGUGAGUUCUUUAAGACCCUCACUUGCUUUCAUCCUUGCUUUCACAAUCUGCUGUUAAAUCCUCUUUGCCUGUGUCCUAGUCUGUUGAUCUGGAAUAAAUUUUACUUAGGGCAUGCCCUUUAUGUUAGGUGUAAAUUGCCAGUAAAAUUGUAUCCAGUAGGGGGUUUAGACCACAUGAGAAUGUGCUCCAUGGAGCAUGGGGCUAGUUUGAGUCUGAAGCCUUCAACAAGGUCUACAAGGGAGAAGGGGCACAAAUGUGUAAACAACACUUAAAUCCAUGCAGAUUCAUGACGUUCCAGACAUGUUGGUUUAGAAAGUCACCAAGGAAUGGAACCUUAAAGAUAUGCAAUAGAAUUAGUAGCAAAAGUGAAUAUUUUUUCCAUGUGUAAGUGGUUUCUUCUAGUUUCUCACUUGUCAUUUGUAAUUUCCCUCUUCCUUUAAUCUUUUACUUAUACUGUGGUAGAAAACUUUUACUGAUACGGGUUUUGUGUGUUUCUGAACUUUUUACUCUGCUAUUAUUUAGUAUUCUAUAAUUAGGAUCAUGUUAUAUCACUGUUGUUUCUCCCUCGUACUGAAUGUGUAUUAACUAUUCUUUUAAUUGGAAUUGCUAAUAUCUAGUUCAUCAUUGCACUACUAGCGUUGGGUCAUGCCCAGUUCCUAACUUGCCUUUGAGUUUUCAUCCUCUUUUCAAGCUGGAUCAUAAGGAGUCAGAUUGCUGAGAUGUGACAGAGUUUUUGAUCUGCAGGAUUCCCAAUACUGUCGAUAAUGUGUGAAACAAUCACUAAGUUUCUGAUACCAGUUUGGGAUCAAGAACAACUCUGCCUGUUUCGUAUGGAACCGCUAAGAGCCAUGACAGAAUCCAUGAGUGUAUUUUCUAUGGUUUCUCUUCAGAGUAUAACCAUAUCUUAAGAGUUCAAGGAGAGUCCUAACUCUCCUAUGGGAAUAGGAAGGAUAGCUCACAUUCUUGAAAAUCUAAAUAUGUCACAAGCCAACACAUAAUUAAAACUUUUUUGUCAUUCUGCCAGUUGAAGACAUCUCUGUGCAGUGCAAGGCCAGCCAGUCCCCCAUGCGGUGCCAGUAGCCAUGCUCCUCCCGUCCAGUGGUUCAGCGUUUGCUGUGUGAACUUUGCAUUACAAGCACUCAAAAGCUGACGAGAGCAUGAACAGCUGGAUGGUAGGAUUUUUUCUUGCUACUUUCCCAAUUUUUACACCCAAAGUUUUAGUUUUUUCUUCCUUUUUUUUUUUUUUUGUCUGUUUUUAAGUAAUAAUGCAAUACUUUCCUUAGAAACAAAUAAGCAUCUAUAUUACAAAGAGAGUCAUAAAAAAAUAUCUGUGACAUGGUAAACUUCAUCAGACUUCCUAAGAAACAGUCUGGAAGAUGUCCUAAGCCUGUUAUCAAGUUUUCCCAAAUCUUUUGACAAGACUUCCUUAAUUGUUUUUUGUUUUAUUUUAUUUUAUUAUUAUUUAAUAUUUUUCAGUGCAGAUGUUCUGCUUUUGUACAUCAUACCAAAAUGAAACUUUUCCUUCUGGAGGGUUUUGUGCACCUUUUCGCUUUUAGAGCACCUGAAUUAACAGUUAUAAGAGACAGAAGUGCCACACGAGAAGAACUUUGGACUGUCUCAGUCUGUCAAAGUGUAAAUCCGUAAUCUGUGAAAAACCUGCCUACCUGUCCCAUUUCAGUUCCAGAGCUCUUUCCCUUCCAGUUGCCUGGACUUUCUCCAGAGCCCUAAUGGUGUUUAAAAAUACUGCGGAACCAUACAGGUAGUGCUUUAGGUUUGAGAUUGGUACAGACUUUACCUAUUAGCACUUCAGCUAUCUGGUGUAAUCAUCUUUUCAAAGCUUGUUUUCUUAUUUGUGCAGCACUUCACAGGUUUUGGAAAAAAAACAAAACAAAACAAAAAACCACAACACUCUUUAUUGACAAAGAAUGUUUUCAGUCUCCUUUAUUAUCAAUAAAUCACACCCUUUGGUCCACUACCACUGACAGUGGGGACUUACGGUGAGCAGUGACCGAUGAAUGAAGGGACAGAUGGUUUCCUGCUUUAUGAUAGUGCUGCUACUAGGUUGACACAGGGAGGUUAACAGUCCCUGCUUUUUUAAAAAAUUAUUAUUAUUAAUUCCCCAGCUGUGAAAAAUGUAAAAUGUACAGAAAUUCGAUAUAUAUAUACUUGGCAAAGAAUAGCUCUGUUUUUUGUUUGUAGUUAUCCCAGGUCAAAGGAACUAAUCUGCUGCUCUGCCCCAUUGUUUGGUUGAAGUAUUGUCGAGGAUUGUUUGAAGUCAUGCACUGCUAACCAAAAUAGGCUGUGGCUUGGGCUAAUUUGUAGCCACUUUUCUUUUAAGUACAGUAGCUGAAAUUCAGCAAUCCUUAUUCUUCCACCAGCUAAUGACUGGUGCUUUGUCCAGGUUGUAGUGAAGUCCUCUGAGUGAGUCACUUGAGGAUUAUUUUAACCUGGCAAAUUAAAUUGGCGCUGCAAAAGGGAAACUGAAGCUACUUCUAGAAGAAUUAAUAGCAACACACUGAAGUAGCAAUGACGUGAUAUAUGUUAAGGUAUUCUCUACCACAGAGCAGCAAAAUUUUCCUCUUGUUUUCCAGUUUAAAUGAUCUCACCCCAGGAGAAGGCUGCAGAGGUGUACUCCAACCAUCUAUAAUUUCAGAUACAAAUAGCUGCCCUCAGUAACUGACAAUACAGCGUCUGCCAAUGGCAUCUGCACCAUAGCAUUUCUUCAGAUCUGAUGGAAUUAUUUUGGCCAUUCUUUGACAAGAUAGUCAAAGCUUCCAUCAGCUGUUUGUCUGAAUUUUGCAUAUGAAUAGCAUGGUGUUUUUUUUUCCUGUUUAGUCAGGCAGUGCUCACUCACAGUUGCACCUUCUUGCAGGCACUUCCUUGGACUUGGGAAUAAGAGGGGGCAGUCAAGAGUUCUAACACAAAUGCGUUCGGUUUCCUGGCGGGGAGUUUACCUUGUGUUCCCAUUUCCUGUGGCAGUCUAAAUGCCCUUUUCAACUUGUUUUGCAAAUAGAGAGCUAUACAGUACAUUGAUAUCAUGUACAAUGCUUUGCCUCCGGAACUGGAGGUCACGCUCACACGUGCAUUUCGUUUUAAGUGCUAGAAAUCUCAGAUUAUUUAUUAAUAAAAUAUUUUAGCAAGCUAACAGGAAGGCAGCAGCACACACACAGUGUUUUACUGCUGCAAAUAAAGGUGCAUUUUUUUUUAAUUCAUUCUUUGUAACUUCUCUCCUUUCCCAUACAGUUACUUUCUGUUCUUAAAGCACUCUUUAGGCUUCAAAAAUUCAGGCUUGUGCUCAACUUCAGUUUACAUUUUAGCACUGGGACUUUUGAUUUUUUUCUGUUUGAUCUCAACAGAACAAUUUAUUUUUAGAUUUGUUACUGCACUCGUAUUAUGCAGUACAUAAGUAAGAAAUGGGAGGAGUUAUUCUGGUUUCUUUCGUACAGAGGAGGCCACUAAUGUUUUCCUCACUUUCUCUUUUGGUCUAAUGUGUGCGCGCGCUUAAAAAACUUCAGUUUAUGCAUCCCUGCCAAGGUGAGGGAGUGCUAAAGGAGUUUGGUGCAUUUGAAAUGCAAGCUGUCUUCUCAUUUCUGUCAUAAAUCUACUUUCUAAAUCAAAACCAGUAUGGGCUAAAACGGUGUGGAGAAAUGCUGCUAAAAUUGUUGCUGCAUCAUGUCAGCGUAGACUUGGAAGAACAGCGAGGGCAAUGGAGCUUCCAAGUCUGGCCCGUUCUGGCUGCGUUUGAACCUCUGGUUUUUGACAGCGGUAAAUUGCUGCCCUCAUUUUUUUCAUCAUCUCUUUUUGCUUUAUUUCCUCCCCAGCCCCAUUCCACCCCUUGCUGGUAGGGGAGAGGUGUGGAUGGACAAGCAAAUUAUUUUUUGGUGUAAAAUCUCUUUUAAAUUUGGAUAAGAGGAAAGGAAAUCUAUGAAGUAGCUAUAAUUUUGCUUGAGGGUUUUGCUUUGUCUUUAAAUGUCUCUGUUUUCAUUUUGUGCUUAAAAGCCUGAGUUUCAUACAGUAAUUCUGUAGGUGUUACCACUUCCUCAGGAACCUGUGACUCAGGCAAUGUAUAAAUGAAAUGACAUCACCGGCACCUUUUGUUUGAAUUGCCUGUUUCCUAAAUAGGGACUGUUGUUGUUUUUUUUUUUCUUUUAAUACUUGCAUAAUUGUUUUUUGUUUUGUUUUGUCUGGGGGGAGGGUGAGGGUGAAACGAGGAGGUUUAGUUAUGGAAGGCAGCCCUGCUAUUACAACCAACCACCCUGGGUGUUUUAUCCUUUCGAAUCAUUGAAAUUACCAGUGCUGAAGUUUACGUGAAAGAUCGGCAUUUCUGCGCAAGGUAUUUGUGAAUGAAAUCACUGCAAUUAGGCGUUAGGGGAGUUCUGUUGGUAUAAAGCAUUCUUAAUUCACGGCUGAUAUGUUGAAAAAGGAAGAGGGGGGGAAACAGAAAAGGCCUGAGCAGGAUUUUCCAUUAGUAUUCUGGAAGUAGUGCAAACAAAAGAAAUGUUUUAUACUAGUGGCUAACCCGCAGUUCUAAGUGGCUCUCCCUUGCUGCUCUCAGUAGCUUGUAUUUAUACCACAGGAGAUUCUUGGUAGAUUUCAGUGUUUACGUCCCUGUAACUGACAUUUUUCAAUGAUAUCAUCACGUAUAUAUAUAAGUAAAAUAGGAGGACCUGGAGUAAGGUUUGCUUCUUAGCAGAGUGUCUGCAGACAGGCAGCAGCGCCGCUUGCAGCAGGCCCCGGGGGACCCUCAGCAGCUGCAUUUCUUCCUCGGACGCAGCUCCCCUGAUGUCACUGCAGGAGCUGGCUGCUAACCGUGAGGAGUCAUGUCAGGAAUUGUUGUCAUCGGAGGAAUGCGAGGAGUUGGAUGGCUGUCUAGGUCAUUUAUUCCUAGUGUUAUGGGACAGGCUAUAAAAGAGUUGCAUUUAUUUAUUAUUGUCACGCACAAAAGAUCACUGUUCUUUUGUUUAAAUAGUAACAGCUUUGGGACUUCGUAGGCACCAGUACAAGAGGCUGCAGAGUACAGCAGAGUCAUUUUGGCUCUGCUUCGGUUGUAUCGGUUCUCACUGAGUAGACAAUGCCAUUGUGGCUGCACUUUGAAAGAAAAUGCAGAGAAAGCCCAUGUGUUCAGGGAGGUGGUGUUAGUGGCUACUGUAGGUGAUGGUCUUUCUUCUGAUUAUCUCAGUCCAUCUCAAACUUUGGCACUGUUAAGAACUGCAUCACUAAAGUUAUUUUUUUAAAUAAGAUGCUAAACCAAAGUCCUAAAAAAAAGCCCACAGGUUAUAUAUGUCUUGUUAGGGUUUUGUUUUUAAUAAUAUAGAUGGCUUGGUGAUUUUUUUUUUAAUUACUAUUUCAUCCUCUCUUCCUGAAGUUACUGUUCAAUUUCCUUUGGAUCCUUCAUUUUCUAAAUCACCCUUGAGCAAGGUCCUGCAUGCUGUUAUUGAAAAUCUCCUACUCAAGUUCCACCCAGUAGCUAUUAGUGCAAUAGUUAUGUAUUAUUAUUGGUACUAAGUCAGAAUGCUUUGAGAUGAUAGAUGGUAUAAAUGUAACAACAUUACAAUUAUUUGGUCACUCAGACAUAACGUAAAAACAGUUUUUCUCCACUUUAAUUCAAAUGUUUGCUGUUGUAUGUCUCUUGCAUGCUGAACUAGACAGUAUAUGUGAUUUUAUCUAGUGUAGUACUAGGAGUGAGUGAGCUGUGCGUGUUCUGCCCCAUGAACCCUGCUGGGCAGCAGCUAAUGUAUGGAACAUGGCUGGAUUGCAUGAUUUUGAGAGACUAGUGCUCUCAAAAACCAGAGGAGUAAGGCAUUUCACCCCCUUGCUACCUGUAUUUUGUUGAAUAGGAAUUUGUCAGUGUUCAGCAGUGAAACAUUUCAAACCAAACCUGGCUUCUUUGUAGCUGCUUGCUCAGAUUUGCAAGGGAGGAGGGAGCAAGUCACAGCCUUUCUCUGUUGCUGGAGAUAUUAAAGUUUCAUUUCCAACAAUAGUAUCCAUUACUUGAUUUAGCUUCCUGCUGUUGGUAUUUGGAAAUGUCAUUAAGAGAUUCUGAUGGACAAUGUCAAGAUACACAAUGCUUAAAAAUCAGCUAGGAACAGAUCAACCUACCUGUUGAUCUGAGUGCAUGAAAAAGAACGUGAUUUAGAAGUCAGUGGUAUAGAUUAUAUACUUGAGCAUCAGCAGGAGGCUGUCUUUUUUGUCUAUAAGGGCAGGCAGUGGUAUGUUGUUUCAGAAUAUGACCAAAUUACUGUUUUUAAAUUAUUCUGUUGCUAUAAUAGUGAUUGUGGCUUCAUAAAUUUUUGAAGCCAAAAUGUUACGUUCCAGCUUUCACAGUAUGAAGCGAGUUGUAAAAGCACUUCUUUAUUUAAAGAAACUUUGUCCUCUCCAUAAUUGUCAUAAACAUGGAAAGAAGGAUUGAGACAGGAGACGGGCUGUACCACAGGCCUCCCGUGAAGUCACAGUAAGUCACGUCAUCUUUGCCUGCCAUCCAUUGUCUGAGCUUGUUUAUUGGUAGGGUCUCUUUUGUUGGGUCAACACCUACUACAGCAAGACCAGUCUUGAUCGAGUCAGCUAGGCAGUAGAAGAGCAGAAAUGUACAUACAGGUAUAUCGCAUCUCUAACAUUGUCAAAUAAUGCCUUUUAAUUUAAGCACCAGGGUCAAGGAGUUAGUGAAAGUCAUUUGUCUUAAUUUUUGGAUGCCCGAUUUUGGAUGCUCUAAGCCCGACUUUCAAUGUUGUCUUAAACUGGGUUUCGGAGUUCUGAAAGGAGUCUGAUUUCAAAUGUAAAGACAAUCAUACAUUAAGCAUGUAUUUUAAAUUUUUUAUGUGUGUAAAGGAGGAUUAAUAAAUAAAUCUGUUGUUAACUUU